Messenger RNA from Olea europaea var. sylvestris, 1659 nucleotides. Its product is annotated as methionine aminopeptidase 2B-like. Gene Ontology annotation, biological process: proteolysis. Gene Ontology annotation, molecular function: metalloaminopeptidase activity. The coding region runs from base 147 to 1439 and encodes 430 amino acids. The record is from RefSeq and is a predicted model, not a curated record. Lineage: Eukaryota; Viridiplantae; Streptophyta; Magnoliopsida; Lamiales; Oleaceae. The transcript is spliced from 12 exons.
ACCCUAAUAUUAUGUCAUAAUUACUCCUCUCCCACAGUCCCUUGCAAAACUCAAAGUCGCACCAAAAUUUCCACCGUAGACGGACGAUUUCCAUUUGAAUACUAUCGAACAUUUUCCAUCUUUAAGGUUAUACAGCCUUUGUUGAAAUGGCGACCGAAGGAUUGUCUGAGGAAAUCCGUCUAGAGGACGGAAAGUCCGAGCACGCGAAUUGUAGUAACGAAGCAAACGGGAAGGCUGUGCAAGAAGAGGUUGAGGAUAAAAUUGAUGACCUAACAGUGGAUGAGCCACAAGAAGCUGCAAAAAAGAAGAAGCGGAAAAGUAAAAGCAAGAAGAAAAAAGAACCGCCUCAGCAAACUGAUCCUCCAUCUAUUCCUGUGACUGAACUUUUUCCAUCUGGCGAGUUUCCAGAGGGUGAAAUUCAACAAUAUGCAGACGAUAACUUGUGGAGGACUACAUCUGAGGAAAAGAGGGAAUUGGAGCGACUGGAAAAACCAAUCUAUAAUUCUGUUCGCCGAGCAGCAGAGGUCCACCGUCAGGUUCGGAAGUACAUCAAGCAAAUUUUGAAGCCUGGAAUGUUGAUGAUUGACCUGUGUGAGACCUUGGAGAACACAGUUCGUAAAUUAAUAUCUGAGAACGGUCUUCAGGCUGGUAUUGCAUUUCCUACAGGAUGCUCAUUGAACUGGGUUGCUGCCCAUUGGACCCCGAAUUCUGGGGAUAAAACUGUCCUUCAGUAUGAUGAUGUGAUGAAACUGGACUUUGGAACUCAUAUUGAUGGGCAUAUAGUGGAUUGUGCAUUUACUGUGGCAUUCAACCCCAUGUUUAGUCCACUGCUUGAGGCCUCGCGUGAAGCUACCAAUACGGGAAUCAAGGAAGCUGGGAUUGAUGUGCGCCUAGGCGACAUAGGUUCUGCAAUUCAAGAGGUCAUGGAAUCAUAUGAGGUUGAAAUCAAUGGAAAGGUGUUCCAAGUUAAAAGUAUCCGAAAUCUAAAUGGGCAUAGCAUUGGAAAUUAUCAAAUCCAUGCUGGGAAAUCUGUUCCUAUUGUGAAAGGAGGAGAGCAAACAAAAAUGGAAGAGGGUGAAUUUUAUGCAAUCGAGACCUUUGGAUCCACGGGGAAGGGAUACGUCAGAGAAGAUCUUGAAUGCAGCCAUUAUAUGAAGAAUUUUGAUGCUGGUCACGUUCCACUGCGGUUACCUAGAGCAAAACAGCUAUUAGCAACAAUUAAUAAGAAUUUCUCUACAUUGGCUUUCUGCAGACGUUAUCUAGACCGCCUUGGAGAAACUAAAUAUCUGAUGGCACUAAAGAACUUGUGUGAUGCUGGUAUUGUUCAGCCUUAUCCUCCUCUGUGUGACAUUAAGGGCAGCUAUGUAUCGCAGUUUGAGCAUACAAUUCUACUUCGUCCGACUUGCAAAGAAGUGGUAUCCAGAGGUGAUGAUUAUUGAUGGAAGGUUUCAGUCUUGGAUUGAUAUUUACAAAAUGAUCGUAUGUCGGAUGUUUUUACAUUAAUCAAAUCAAAACUUGCUUAAGCUCUAUCCACUGUUUUCCUUUUGUGAUUCGUACUCGAGCUGGUUUUGUAGUAGCAACGUAAGGAGGCUGAAGUCCAUAAUUUUUGUUCGAAAAUACCCGACCAAUAUUUAAGAUAUGGGAUAUUUAACAGGACAA